Phymastichus coffea is the source of this 1304-nucleotide messenger RNA. RefSeq lists its product as uncharacterized. The coding region runs from base 1 to 1266 and encodes 421 amino acids. The record is from RefSeq and is a predicted model, not a curated record. The transcript is spliced from 5 exons. NCBI's taxonomy places the organism in Eukaryota, Metazoa, Arthropoda, Insecta, Hymenoptera, Eulophidae.
AUGAUGGGCAGGUGUUGCGUAGCGAGCUGCAGGAACAGCGGUUCCGAGUGCGACGAGGCCGCUGCGCUGUUCGGAGUGCCGAUCGAGGCUGACCAACGCGGCCGAUGGCUGGCGGCCGUCGGCCCGAGCGCUCGCUCGUUCAACAGCAUCAGUCUGAUCUGCGAGAGGCAUUUCCGAGAGGAUCAGAUUGAGAGGCAGCCAGUUGUUAGGGAUUCUUUUGGCAAUGUUACUUUUCAGGGAGCGCUCGUCAAGCUUUCCCUGGCGAAAGACGCCGUGCCAUCAAUAUUCUGCGAACGUACCGAAGUGACCACGGACAAGAAACGAAAAGCGCCUCCGUUGGAGCAACCAAAUAACGCGAAUGCCGUAGGCAGCUCCGACGAGGGUAAUCCCGGCGCAAAGUGCAGCAAUAUCGUAGUUUCCUUUCACGAAAAUCAAACCAGUUCCAUACAGUACGUCAUCAAUGGCUCGCAAGCUCUGCCGGCACACGCUAAUAGUACCGGACACGUGACAGCCGUAUCAAAUACAGCUGUAGUCGAUAAGCAACUAGUACUUCAAAGAAUUCCAGAUCCGGAUCGAUCAAAUGCCCAAAUGGGUCAAGAAGUUACCGUAGCUACACCCAAGGACGAAGUCCUUUACUUAAGUCAAGUAAAGAACAAUAACUGCCCUCCGCAGAAAAAAAUAAAGAGGUCCAAAAGGAGUACAUUUCAGACUCCUCUACAACAGUCGGAGAAAGAUAUGAAUUUGCGCUCGUUCGAUCAGAUUUAUCAAAACAGCGACAAAAUCAAAUUGCCAAAUUCAAUGUGGGGCUAUCACAAAAACGACAAGGACAACAAUAUCAUGGUUUUCUCAAAGAUCAAGUGGUUCAGUACAAAUGCGUGUACCUUGCCUCUAUACGAACGACAGGUAAUUUUCCACGAAAGCAGCGAAUUGAAGAUUUACAUAAACAACACAUUCUCACCACUGGAGACACCUCGCCCACGCGACAUUGCUGAGAUGGAGCAAGUAUUAUUGGACGUCGACAGGUUGUCGUUGUGUUCAGGUGGUCCCUCGAUUGAGUUUGCACAAACUGCCGCUCUCGCGCAAAAGGAUCACGCGGUCGGUCGCUGGCGUCACAAGUAUUGCCCAAUUAUUGUCGCAAACUACGAGAACAUCUGUAAAUACUGCAGCUCUAUCAAUCAAGUGUUCAGGUAUCCCAAACAAAAGAGGAUGCCUUUCGGUAAACGUGCGCUGCGUGCACAGAAGCAGCAAGCGAAGGAUUGUAGCUGACGAUCGAAUGUCUUUAAUUAUAAAUAUGUGGUUGUCAA